Messenger RNA from Moesziomyces antarcticus, 663 nucleotides. Its product is annotated as transport protein particle complex subunit. Gene Ontology annotation, biological process: intra-Golgi vesicle-mediated transport; endoplasmic reticulum to Golgi vesicle-mediated transport. The transcript is spliced from 3 exons. NCBI's taxonomy places the organism in Eukaryota, Fungi, Basidiomycota, Ustilaginomycetes, Ustilaginales, Ustilaginaceae. Gene Ontology annotation, cellular component: cis-Golgi network membrane; cytosol; TRAPP complex. The coding region runs from base 1 to 663 and encodes 220 amino acids. The record is from RefSeq and is a predicted model, not a curated record.
AUGUCUACGAAACAGUACAAGCAAGCAGGCGAAGAUGUGUGGAAGAACCGGACAGAGAAGAUCAACGCGGAGCUGUUCACACUCACGUACGGCUCUUUGGUGAUCCAGCUCAUCAAGGACUACGAGGACUACGCCGAGGUGAACAAGCAGCUUGAAAAGAUGGGAUACAACAUCGGCACGCGAUUGAUAGAGGACUUUCUCGCACGCACCAACCUGUCCAAGUGCUCCGACUUUCGCGAGGUGGGCGAGGUGGUGAGCAAGGUCGGAUUCAAGAUGUUCCUCAACAUCACACCCAACGUCGUGCACCAUCAGCAAGAAGAGGCAAGCUUGCCUGCUGCAGCGCAAAGUGCAAACUCGACACAGCCAGCGUCUGGGGCGCCGGCACCAGCUGGGGUCACUGCACCCGGAGGCGUGCGGGAAUUCAGCUUGAUAUUGGACGAGAAUCCUCUGGCCGAGUUUGUCGAGCUGCCGCAGGAUGCUGCGGCUGGGGGACUGUGGUUCAGCAACGUGCUUGCCGGAGUGCUACGUGGUGCUCUCGAGAUGGUGCAGAUGCAGACCGAAUGCUUCUUCGUGUCGGACACGCUUCGAGGCGACGAGACUACCGAGCUGCGCGUGCGCCUGCUCAAGCACCUCGAUGAAGAGGCGCCCAUCGCAGACGACUAG